Westerdykella ornata is the source of this 643-nucleotide messenger RNA. RefSeq lists its product as uncharacterized. The record is from RefSeq and is a predicted model, not a curated record. Bases 142 to 492 code for a protein of 116 amino acids. The transcript has a single exon. Lineage: Eukaryota; Fungi; Ascomycota; Dothideomycetes; Pleosporales; Sporormiaceae.
AACUCGUUGCAGUGGAAAACGGCUCCCGAGAAUCCCAAAGUGAGCGCUUAAUCGGGACCAUUGCGCAACCUGCAAUCUAUACCAAAAGGUGUAGUUGGCGCACGACAUGACCGACAGGAGCCGUUCAUCUUCGCCGUAUGCAUGUUCCUGCGCCGUUCUCAAUCUUCAACACUCCGGACCCAUGCUCUUCAGGCGGACCGCCUGAUGCAUAUCUUGGUCCACCAAAUCCAUUUCCUUGCUGUACUUGCUGUAACUCUUCCAUCGCCACAUGGCGACAGACGAUUAUUCCGGGCUGGAGUUUUCUCUUUUCUUUUUUCUGUUUUCUCUUUCCUUCGGAGGGUGAAUUUCAAUACGACUCAACAUGUGACACGAAUUUCAUUUUCAAACGGCAGAUCGAGUGGCGCUGGGAGUGGGACGGCCAUUAUUGGGUUUAUACGAGGCUUCGAACAGACUUUCCGGGCAAUAUGGAUGAAUUUCAAAUUAGCUUCUUAGCGCCCUCCGCACGUAUGGCUUGCAUUGUGCUUGCGGAUGUUCCUGCGUUGCAGGCUUCAGGCUAAUUGGAUGCAGAGAGAUGCAUGACGGUGUUGGCUCGGGUUGUUUGACGACAUGCGCCCCGGAACUGGGUACAGUUCAUCCAAGUUUG